Molecule: messenger RNA, 866 nt
Organism: Salpingoeca rosetta
Lineage: Eukaryota; Choanoflagellata; Craspedida; Salpingoecidae
Exons: 3
Coding region: 205-825 (206 amino acids)
Biological process (GO): transcription by RNA polymerase II
Cellular component (GO): transcription factor TFIID complex
Molecular function (GO): protein heterodimerization activity
Source: RefSeq, a predicted model, not a curated record
AGCGAAAAUAUUCACAAAUCCUCCACAACCACCGCGAACGCGACGACAGUGCGACUUUGCUGACCUGCUGCACAAGCAUCGUAUCUCACAUCACAAAGCACACACACAUCACACACAUAUCACCCACACAUCACAAGCAUCGUGUCACACAUCACCCACACAUCACCCACACACACGCAUACAUCACACGCGCACUCUUGAAGGAUGGCUUCGCUGGGGAACUUGUUUAAGCAGCAAGCGGCGAUGGCCACAGCAACAGAAGGCAGUGCGCCCUCGACAACAGCCCCGGCAACCAGUGCAGCUAGCACCACAACAACAACUGCGCCAGCCACGGCAACUACACCAAUGAUGACGACGACGACAGCUGCGCCAGCAGUAGCAACGCCAGCUACAGCAGCAGCUCCAUCAUCCAGCACAAUGGCUAGCACGGGGAUGCCGUUGCCUAUCCCACACAGUAUGACGAGCCCGAAGAAGAAACGGAAGGUUCGCGUCGUGCGCAAGCCCAUGAUCCGCAAGAACAAACGCCUGUUGCAACCAGCCCUCAUCUCCAUGAUGUUUGGGUUUGGCGAUGCCAAGGAGCCAUACGAGCAGACAGUUGACCUAAUGGAGGACAUUGUCACCUCCUACAUCGACGACGUGAUUCAGUAUGCGUUCCGCACGGCGGACCGGGCCGGCAUCACGCCGUUUGAGGCCAUCAUGAUGUUGGUGCGGCGCGACAAGAAGAAGCACGUGCGCAUUGCAGACCUCCUCAUGGCCAAGAAGGACAUCGAGGACCUGCGCCAGGAGCACCAUAAGUCGUAUUCCACAAAGGCAGCCGCCUCGUAGCCACGUGCAAGCGGAUGUUGUGUGUGUGUGUGUGUGUGUGU